Molecule: messenger RNA, 1830 nt
Organism: Trichosurus vulpecula (common brushtail)
Lineage: Eukaryota; Metazoa; Chordata; Mammalia; Diprotodontia; Phalangeridae
Gene: NELL1
Product: neural EGFL like 1
Exons: 14
Coding region: 1-1830 (609 amino acids)
Molecular function (GO): protein binding
Source: RefSeq, a predicted model, not a curated record
AUGAAGGUGAAAGGCAAGAUAACCAUCAGAAGGCGGAUCCAAACCGCUCAGGAGGGGAGCGCAACCUGCCGGAGUCGCCAAGCCCCUAACGCCUUUCCGGAGCUCCGAGCAGAGCUGAGCCGCAGCGCCUGGGCUUCUGAUCCUGAGCCGCGGGAGCCGCUGCCUGCUGGGCUGCCCAAAGCGCAGCACCGCACCGCACCGGCUGCUGCUGGCUGGUCGAGUCUUCUCUCUCUCGUGGUUGUGCCCCGGGCUCUGCGUGGUCUCCUCGUCCCCGGACCUUCGGAGUCUACCACUCCUCACCCUCCCGCCAUCAACUUUGAAGGGUCCGUGCAGUGCGGGCCACAAGAUUUCCGAGAGCUUUCUUUAUUUCUGCUUUUUUUCUGUGCGUCCCUUCCCGCGGGGACCCACCGGGAGCCAGUGUCCAUGGAUGUAAUCUUGGUCCUGUGGGUUUGUUUGAGCGCGGCCAGGUCAGUGGUAGGCUUUGGAAUGGACCCUGACCUUCAACUUGACAUUAUCACGGAGCUUGAUCUUGUGAAUACGACUGUUGGAGUUACUCAGGUGUCAGGACUACACAAUACCAGCAAAGCAUUUUUGUUUCAAGACGUAGAAAGAGAGAUCCAUGCAGCCCCACAUGUGACUGAGAAGUUAAUUCAACUCUUUCGGAAUAAAAGUGAAUUCACAUUCCUGGCUACUGUGCAGCAGAGACCAUCGACUUCAGGAGUGAUUCUAUCUAUCCGAGAGCUGGAGCACAGCUAUUUUGAACUGGAGAGCAGUGGCUUGAGAGAUGAGAUCAGAUAUCACUAUAGAUUUAAUGGAAAAUCAAGGACAGAAGCUUUUCCAUACCGGAUGGCAGAUGGCCAGUGGCACAAGAUUGCUCUGUCGGUUAGCGCCUCCCAUCUUCUGCUUCAUGUGGACUGCAACAGGAUCUAUGAGCGAGUGAUAGACCCUCCAGAAACCAGCCUCCCCCCGGGAAGCAACUUAUGGCUUGGGCAGCGCAACCAAAAGCAUGGCUUGCUGAAAGGUGUCAUUCAAGAUGUGAAAGUCAUAUUUAUGCCAAAUGGAUACAUAACACAAUGUCCUAACCUGAAUCGCACAUGUCCAACCUGCAGUGAUUUCUUAAGCCUGGUGCAAGGGAUCAUGGAUUUGCAAGAGCUUUUGGCCAAAAUGACUGCCAAACUGAAUUAUGCAGAAACGAGGCUCAGUCAGUUGGAAAACUGCCAUUGUGAGAAGACCUGUCAAGUAAAUGGACUGAUCUAUCGAGACCAAGACUCCUGGGUAGAGGAUGAUCACUGCAGGAAUUGCACGUGUAAAAGUGGAGCAGUAGAAUGCCGGAGGAUGUCCUGUCCCCCUCUCAACUGUUCUCCUGACUCACUCCCUGUCCACAUUGGAGGCCAGUGUUGUAAAGCAUGUCGCCCGAAGUGUAUCUAUGGUGGAAAAGUUCUCGCAGAGGGCCAUCGGAUUUUAACCAAGAGCUGUCGAGAAUGUCGAGGUGGAGUUUUAGUAAAAGUGACAGAAGUGUGUCCUCCUCUGAACUGCUCAGCAGAAGAUCACAUCCUUCCAGAGAACCAAUGCUGUAGUGUCUGCAGAGGCCAUAACUUUUGUGCAGAAGGACCCAAGUGUGGUGAAAAUUCUGAGUGCAAAAACUGGAACACCAAAGCUACCUGUGAAUGCAAGAGUGGCUAUAUCUCUAUCCAAGGAGACUCUGCAUACUGUGAAGGUAAACACAAUAUUAACAUAGCCAUUUCAGUGAAAUCUUCUGAGAAAUGUAAUGUCAAGUGCCAGAUUAAUGGGAAGAAGCUGUCACAAAACUGGGAUUUUAUGUUGUUCUAA